Molecule: messenger RNA, 5253 nt
Organism: Brienomyrus brachyistius
Lineage: Eukaryota; Metazoa; Chordata; Actinopteri; Osteoglossiformes; Mormyridae
Gene: ripk2
Product: receptor-interacting serine-threonine kinase 2
Exons: 11
Coding region: 386-2083 (565 amino acids)
Biological process (GO): innate immune response; regulation of apoptotic process; positive regulation of canonical NF-kappaB signal transduction
Molecular function (GO): JUN kinase kinase kinase activity; ATP binding
Source: RefSeq, a predicted model, not a curated record
UGACGCGUCAUUGGCUGUAGGCUGAGAGGGAAGAUCGCGUGAAGGGACAGGCAGUCACUCACUGAAUCUGACUAUCCAGCCAGCGCGGAAGAGAUGGCGUAGUGCUGCGUAGCACUGAUUGAUGCCUUUUUGUGACUGGGUCUCAUAUACUGGCUGCGAAAUGAUCCGGGUGUUCUUUUAGUCUAGGCUUACAACUUGGCAUACGUAGUUAACUUAGGAGAUGCCUUGAUGACAGUCUGUCGUCUCUAACUGAAGUAUAAACAUGAAAGUGUGGAUCCGUCUUGAAGCUGUUUCCCAGCUAUCUGUGUAGUCAUAGCUGCAGUUCUCAGUUCCCGAUUUUCAGUCGCGGUCGGGCGUGAAGGUCUUUACGUGAAUUUAUGUCGCCAUGGAGAACACGGGAUGUGUUAAUAUUUGUAGCCUCACCAGCACCCUGCCGGUAAUCCCCUACCAGAAGCUGACGGACCUGCAUUACCUGAGCAGAGGUGGCUUCGGGACCGUCUUCCGGGCGCAGCACUGCGACUGGCGGACGACGGUGGCCAUUAAGUGCCUCAAGCUGGACUCACCCGUAGGCGAAAGGGAGAGAAAUUGUCUCUUAAAAGAGGCAGAGGUUCUCCACAAGGCCAGAUUCAAUCACAUCAUCCAGAUCUUUGGCGUAUGCAACGAGCCGGAAUUCUUCUGUAUUGUCACAGAGUACAUGAGCAAUGGCUCCCUCGAUCAACUGCUGCAUGAGAAGAACGUAUAUCCCCAUCUGGAAUGGUCACUGCGUUUGCGUGUCUUGUACGAGAUUGCCCUGGGGGUCAACUUUCUGCACAACAUGAGCCCUCCUCUGCUGCAUCAUGACCUGAAGACACAGAACAUCCUCCUGGAUGGGGAGUUUCAUGUAAAGAUAGCAGAUUUUGGACUCUCAAAGUGGCGUCAGCUGUCCAUCAGCAAGACUUCAGGCUCCAAGGGACCAGAGAUGGGAGGAACGGUCAUUUACAUGCCCCCUGAGGAGUACGAGCCUUCCAAGAGCCGACGUGCUGACGUGAAACAUGAUAUGUAUAGUUAUGCAAUCAUCAUGUGGGAAGUGCUGUCUCGACGGAUACCAUUUGAAGAGGCGGUAAAUCCCAUGCAGAUCAUGUUCAGUGUUCUGCGUGGCAUCCGUCCAGACACAAGCUUGGACAGCCUACCUGAAGAUAUCCCAAGCAGGGAGAUACUCAUCCACCUCAUGACUUGUGGCUGGACCUCCAACCCUGAUGAGCGCCCGUCGUUUCUUAAAUGUCUUAUUGAGCUUGAGCCCAUGCUGCGCAGAUUUGAUGAGGUUGAACUUCUGGAGGCUGUACUAGAGGUGAUGAGAUCCAAGAUGUUGCUGAGAGUUGGCAGUCACACCACAACACCGCUGAAAAUUGAGACGAGAGAGAAGCCACUGGACUCUUUAAAAGAUAACAAUGUUCCUUGGCAGGACACAAGCUCCGGUUUGGGCUCUGGAUCCUCUUCUUACUCCUCUCAAGAACCUGACCGGCCAAAUUUCCUCACCAUCAGUGACCCACCCUAUAAAAAUGUCAACCAAGACUCUGUGACGACCCAAUUCUCUGACCCCCCCAAGCCACUGGUGGUCCCUAGCCUUGAGGACAAUGUGCAGUACCAGCAGAGUACCCAACCUGCUUCUAAGUUAAACAUCCCCUGCAAACCCAGCAUCCCAGAGAGCACUUGUGAACCCCGUCACCAAGCUGUCUCCCAGUCCUUCAGCCCACCUGUGGCGCAGGGCCUUGUUGCGCAGUGGGUGCAGGCACGGCGAGAGGAGAUAAUACGGCAGAUGACAGAGGCGUGCCUGAACCAGAGCCUAGAUGCUCUGUUGGCACGCGACCUGCUGAUGCGAGAGGACUACGAGCUGAUCUCCAACAAGCCCACACGUACUGCCAAGGUGCGCCAACUCUUGGACACCAGCGACCGGCAGAGUGAGGACUUCUGCCGCGUGGUUGUGCUGAAACUUCAGGAGAACCGGCAGGCCGGCUUGCAGCCCUUUCCUGAGAUGUCCUCAGCCAGCCCCACCCCAAGUGCUCCCCUUCUGACAUCCUGCUUAAACACACACAACAUAUUUUAAACCUCACCACAAGACUCAAUGGUUGUCAUAUUGAAGGAUGGCUUUUUGACUUCCCAUCCAUACCACCAGCCCUGGGCUCAAUAUUUAAACUCUGAGACCAUAUUUGCCUCACCUUGAUGAUCAUGCACACCCUUCCCAAAGACUAAGAGCAGUGCUACAGUCUAUAAAUGUGUUCCUUUUAAAAGGGUUCCUAUCCGCUGAAGUUGUUUUAGACAUUAGCAGUUCAACAUGACCAAGCUUAGAGAUCCAGUUGCUUUAUUUCAUUGCCUUUUCCUCGGAUAGAGUGCACCCUGCUGCAAAAGAACAUCCUAAUCUGUGCUCCCAAUACAGCCGUACUUCUCAUAAACUGGAAACUGGAAAGGUUCGUCGCAUUAUAUGCGCUGCUGAAAAAUACCACCAACCUACUGUUUGUCAGAAAUAAGCAUGAUUGACUUACGAGAUGCAGAGAUAAAACUCUGUAUUGUUGCAUUUCAGCCCUCUGUUGCAUUGCUGUGGCAAAUCAUCAGCACUUGAUCAACACUGUGGUCUGACACCAUCACCUCUGUAUAUGUGUCUGUGUGUCUGUCUAUACAUUUUGCAUGUUCUCCCUGUUACUGUGCUGGUUCCUCCCACAGUCUGAAAAAAUGUUGUCUGGGUGAAUUGGCAUCUCUGUACUGCCCAUUUUGUGAUAGUGGGCUUAUGAGUGUCCUUGCUAUUCUGUCCGAGUUAUCCCCUGUCUUGUUCUCUGUGCUUCAUGUUGAGCCUAUACUGAAUGAUUGGUAUUGAAAAUCGUUGGAGGGAUAUCCACAUGGGUGAUUACGUUUUUGCAGUUUGUGGCUACGCCAUAUGCAAUUUACCACAUGCAGAACUUCUUGUGGUUGAAUCAACUGCCUAGUACUCAAUUUUAGAGGUCUACAGUCUUUUGGAAAGUUCCCUUUAUGUAAUUUUCCUGUUUACGUAAUAGUAAAGUUUCACACAUGGCUUACAUUAUGUGAAUGACUUUGAAGUUGAACAUCUUUUUUUUCCUGACAGAAUGAACGUUGGUCAUUUGACAAUGAAGAAUUUUGGUUGUGAGGGGAGUGUGGUGUUUCACAGCAAACGCUUUUAGUUUUGGUUGCUGUGUGUGGGUGGGGUGGGGGGUCGAUUAAAACAUUUUAUUAUUCAUAUCACUAGUAAAAUUAUAUUUGAAAGCCUUAGGUAAACUUGUAGGUUGGGUUUUAUUAUCUGACUGUUUUGUAAUGUUUAUUGUAACUGAAAGGGAGAGUAAGACCUUUGAAUGCCUUUCUGCAUGUGGAAUUUCAUGCUUCUUUGCCUUGAGUUUUUACGGAGAGCUGUAUCCAUCUGUUUAUUUUUGUCUGGCUGUAAAAGCGCGUACUUUUUACUGAAGUUUUCUGAAUCUUAUUUUUAAUAAUUGUUUAGCAGGGAGGUGGCACAGGGAGUUUUACAGCUGGUUUUGAUUGGUUGAGACUUCAACUUCCAGUUCUGUAUAAGUAGUGUUGGCGUGUUCUUCCAAAAGAAGUAUUUAGACCAAUUAAUGUCUCUAAAGUGUGUGUGGCGUGUGUGCGUGCGUCCGUCCGUGCGUGUGUGUGUGUGUGUGUGUGUGUGUGUGUGUGUGCGCGCGUGCGCGUGUUUGUGUGGCCCUUGUGUCCACCCUAUGACGGAUUAGCAUCCUGUCCAGAUUGUCCUGUGCUUCUAAGCUUGCUGUGAACCUCUAUUGGAUAAGCAGUAUGGAUGGAUAGGUGGAUCGAUGGAUGGUAAAACAGUGUUGACCCAGUCCGUGUUAGCAAUUGAAAUGUUUGGUGAGCCUUAUGUUACACACUUUUGCUAACAGAGGAAGUUUAGGACAAACAGUCACUGUGAGAGAGACUUCACAUUGUCCCAUGAUGCAGUAAGCUAAUGAGUGACAGAGUUUGUAAUUAGGGUAUGUAGCUCACUAUACAUUCCACCGGCAUUACAAAACCUAUUUCAAAUGCUUCCUGGCAGUAGUGGAUUAAUUCACUUUUAAGCUGAAUACAAGUAAUGGGCUGUUAAUGAUACUUAGUGAUGGAUAUUUUCACUCAGCUGAGUGUUCACUGCCUUACUUGGUGCUACUCUGAAGUUUUUGUGAGUAGAUUCUGUGCAUGCUGGGGUUAAUUCUGAAAUGUGAUCGUUAUGAAGACACAGUAUUUGUGAACAUGAACUGAUUUUUUUUUUCUUCUCUAUGUGAUGUUUGUUCACCGUACAGAUGAGCUAUUCCUUUUACCCAGUAAUAAUAGCCUUUCAUUUAUGAGAAAAUGAGAUGUUAGAAACAAAUCUCUGAUAAAUUAAUAGUUUUAUAUUGUAUUAUAUUGAAAUCUCAAAAUGUAUGGUGGCCCAAACGUAUAGAAUAUCUGGGCUUUGCAAAUGGCUUUACGCUUCCAAAGAGAUCCGAACAAAAUAUGACCCUAAGUUAUUUUCAGCAGGGUGGGAGUUAGAUAAGUCUAAUGACUAGUACAGCACUGAAACUGAAACUGUACUUUUUUCGAAACUGUGGCAAAACGAUUUCUCUGUGCAAGUCCCUCUCUCCAUGUUUAUUUUAGCAUGUGCGUAUGCGCUGUCUAAAGAACUGAGAUUAGCUUAAUGGUAAUGUGUGCGCAGGGCUUAUAUAUUCUCUUCCUUUGCUGAGGGCAGACAACUGGAUCCUUUAACCUUGUUAAUUACUGUCUCUUUUUGUGCAGUAAACAGUAGUUAAUAAUUCCAGAUGUCGUAGAGUAAGAUCAAAUGUUUUUUUUUCUCCUUUACUUCCUCACUCUUCUUUCCUACUUGAAUCAACGUGCCAAUUUGAAUAAGAAUACCUUCUAAACGAUUUUGUGAUGUCUGCUGCUUUGCACUACGGACAUUUGCAUUUUUUCCCAAAUAGCUGGUUUGCAUUAACUGUGCUUUUUAAAUCUUACUCUCUGGGUUCUCAUUGCAUUUAGUUUUUCACAUCUUAAGAAUGACAAAAGGGGGAAAAAAAUUAUAAUAAUGUAGCCAAUACCAUGGACCAAACAGAAUACCCUGUGUCAAUGUGAUUUUCAGUUUUGUAUCCUCAUGUUCCAACAGAUUUGAAAUGUGACUUGUUCAUUCACUGUCCUCUGUAGCUACAUUUUGAAACUUUAUCACCGUAAUGUAGACAUGGGCCUGCACUGAAUGGAUAGGUUACUAAAUAAAAAUAAACAUUUUGUUUACACAUA